Cimex lectularius (bed bug) is the source of this 1405-nucleotide messenger RNA. Its product is annotated as facilitated trehalose transporter Tret1-like. Bases 55 to 1371 code for a protein of 438 amino acids. Gene Ontology annotation, cellular component: membrane. Gene Ontology annotation, molecular function: transmembrane transporter activity. NCBI's taxonomy places the organism in Eukaryota, Metazoa, Arthropoda, Insecta, Hemiptera, Cimicidae. The record is from RefSeq and is a predicted model, not a curated record. The transcript is spliced from 2 exons. Gene Ontology annotation, biological process: transmembrane transport.
GGUUCAUAUUUGAUAAGAACCUUUUUGUCAUUUGUAGUAGUUGCCCAGGCGACGAUGAACCAACAUCUAUCCGCUUUUCUCGGUAGUGUCGGAGUUCUGAGUGUGGGAUGCACAGUGGGAUGGACGACUCCGAUUCUGAAGAAGUUGAGGAAGCCAGACAGCGUGCUGCCGAUCACGGAGAGCGAGAGCUCUUGGCUUGCAGCGGCGCAUGAAGUCGGACACUUUCUCAGCCCGCUGCCUGCAGGCUACGCCAUCGGGUCAGUCGGAAGAAAGCUAUGCCUCAUCGUGGCAUCUGUGAUCACCGUGUGCGGAUGGAUCCUCGUCCUCUCGACAAGAUCCGUCGCUAUGCUUUAUUUCGUCAGGUUCUUGUUCGGUAUAUCGAUGGGUGUCGUGUUCACGACGGUACCGUUGUACAUAGCUGAGGUGGCUCCGAGCAGGACGAGAGGUGCUCUGAGCACGCUUUUCCAAGCCAUGCUCUUCAUGGGCCACUUGAUCGAGUUUUCAGCAGGGCCUUACGUCUCCUACUCGACCCUCGGGUUCAUCACCAUCGCCUUCGCAGCGUUCUGGCUCAUAACUUCUUUUUUCCUGAAAGAAUCUCCACAUUUUCUAGUCCAGAAGGGCAGGAUGGACGAGGCGACGAAAAAUCUCUCCUGGCUCCUGAAAACGAAUAACGAAGAACAUUUAAAAAAGAAAAUCGACGAUAUAGCCGAGACAAUCGUAAAGGACAACUUCGGUAAAGCCAGUUUCCAAGAACUGUUUUCCUCUCGUUACAACAGAAAACUCGCUGUUGUGAUUUUGGUAGCAGUGUUCCAACGUUUUGCCGGCAUGUCUGCCGUUGUCGCGUACGCGGCUACGACUUUCCAGUCUACAGACCAUUUUUUGAACUCCGACCAAUACACAAUUUUAUUCGGGGCUUUGAUUUUCGUUUUCACGUUCGUUUCUGCUGCUUUGAUCGACUGCAUGGGCAGAAGACCUUUGUUGCUCGUCUCGAGCAUCGGAUGCGCGAUCGCCCAUUUCGUGACCGGUGUGUACUUCGUCUGGGUCAUCCCCGAGGUCAAUUGGAUCCCUUUCGUUUCCAUCUGCGCCUUCUCGAUCCUGUAUUCCUUGGGGUUGGGGCCGAUCGUGAACACGCUUCAAGGAGAGCUAUUUCCACCGCACAUCAAAGGGCUGGCAUCAGCCUUCACCACCCUUUGCCACGCUGCGGCUUCCUUCGCCGUCACAAAACUCUUUCAAGUCGUGAAGGACCAAGCCGGCAUAUACGUGUGCUUCUUUGCCUUUUCAAUAUCCUGCUUGUUAUGCAGCGUGUUUGUCUUCGUCAUGGUUCCAGAAACAAAGAAAAAAGAUCUUAUACAAACACAACAGCCAAUGUAAUGACUAUUGUAGUAAUAAAUAUACAAACAAUUAA